AUGACGAAAUAUAUUUCAGUCAACAAGUACAUGACAGAAGUCAAAGAUAAGUUAGCUCCAUUCGCUUAUUUGAAUGUUUACUUCUACCAUUUUGAAAAAGUCUUCAUUGACAAAGUUUGGAACAUCGAACCCGUUAAGUUUGCUAUUGUGACUAAAAAUGGUGCGAAAUUUGAAGACUUAGACAUUGACGGUAUGUUGACAGUCAAAGAAAAUUUUGACAGAAGGUUUUCAAACCUUAAAGAAGGCAAAGCAUACAAACUUGUUAUACCUUAUGAACCAAAGAAAGCAGACGACUAUGAAUAUUAUGAGUCUAAGAUAGUUGAAGUUCAAGGUAAAUUAGGUAAAAAGAUUUUAGAGUCUAAGCCAGUGUUUGCUCCUAAAGAGGAAGAGAAAACAUUGACAUUGACCCAGAAAUGUUCUAA
Messenger RNA from Trichomonas vaginalis G3, 422 nucleotides. Its product is annotated as protein of unknown function, DUF4108 family. NCBI's taxonomy places the organism in Eukaryota, Parabasalia, Trichomonadida, Trichomonadidae. The transcript has a single exon. The annotation marks the transcript as partial. The record is from RefSeq and is a predicted model, not a curated record.